CCGGGCGGCGGCUGGGCUGAGUUGAACGCCGGCCGGGAUUCCCCCGAGCGAAGCGCCCGCAGAGCCCGCCGCCGCCCCCGCCUGCCCCCUCCCGCCCGGGCCCUGCGGAGCGCCCCUCCCACGCGGCUCCCCCGGCCCCCGCCUGGCUCCGGGCAGCCGCUGCCCCGGUGCGCCCCGCAGGCGCCGCGGGAUGGCGGGCGGGCCGCUCUCUCUCUCUCAAGGGGGCGGCUGCCUCGCGGGUCUGGCCGAGGAAAACGGGGAGGGGGGCUGCAUAGGGAGGGGGAGGCCGGGCGGAUCAGCUCUGAGCGUCGGGAAGUGUCCGAGCCGCACCUGCUGGCGAUGCCCGGGCAGAGCGGGAUGCCGAGGUUCCGGCUGCUUUCGCCGGCCCACCUUGGCGGGGGACUCUUGCCCACCUGGGAAGGCGGGGGGGGGAGGCUCUGACCCCGGCGGGAGCGGCGGGCGCUAGGACCCGGCCCCCCGCCGGCCGCUCUCCCUAUUUGGAGCCGGGCGUCCCGGGAGCGCGUCCGCCCCCUGGCAGCCCCUUAAAAUAGCCCCGGCCGGGCAGCCGGGAUCAGUCAUGGCGGGCCCGCGCCACCCCCCCACGCGCUUCCACGGGGUGCACGGGGCGCACGUGCGCCUGGACGCCUCCCGCACGCAGGCCACCCGCGUGGAGAGCUUCGCCCACGGGCUGUGCUUCAGCCACCGCCCGCUGGAGCCCGGGCAGCUCUUCCUGGUGGAGAUCGAGGAGAAGGAGGCGGGCUGGUGCGGCCACCUGCGCGUGGGGCUGACCGCCCACGACCCCCGCCGCCUGCCCGCCGUGCCCGAGUACUCGCUGCCGGACCUGGUCAACCUGGGCGACAGCUGGGUCUUCGCCAUCACCCGCCACCACAACCGCGUGGGCGAGGAGGCGCCGCCCGGCGGACUGGGGCCCCUCGGCGGGCCCCACCUGACCAUCGAGCAGGUCCGCAUCCCCCGUGACAGGCUGGUGGGCCGGAGCCGGCCGGGCCGCUACAGCCACAUCCUGGACGAGCUCUACAAGGCCAACGUGCUGCCGCCCACGGCCCGCAAGAGCCGCAUCGGGGUGCUGUUCACGCCGCAGCCGGACGGGACGGCCCACAUGCACAUCGUCAUCAAUGGGGAAGACAUGGGGCCCAGCGCCAGGGGGCUGCCCGGCUCCCGACCCCUCUAUGCCGUGGUUGACGUCUUCGCCUCCACCAAGAGCGUCCGGAUCAUCCAGGUGGAAUACGGCUUGCCCUCCCUGCAGACUCUCUGCUGCUCGGCCAUCCAGAAGCACAUCAGCCACCGCCUGGCCAUCGAUGGGCUGGACCUGCCUCCACUGCUGAAGAACCUUUGCAAGUACGAAUAAAGCACCUGGCCGGGCACACCUGCCUCUCCUGCCCGACGGGCCUUUCCAGACAGGGCCGGUUCUGUAAGUGGCUGGGAAGAAGCAGACGAUUCUGUGGAUGUCAAGCAAAGGGAAGCCUCCGUUGGGGCGCUCCCAAAUGCACCUGGGGAAACCUCCGUGCCCCGGGAGCAGCCCAGGUGCCAGGAGGGCAGUGCCCCAUUGUGGUCAGGACGAGAAUCUCCUGCAUAUAAACCUGAAGACGAUCCGGGGCAGCCACGAGAGCUCAAUAAAAGCCGUCUCAAGGAAGGGCUCUUUGCUCUGGUUGGGAGGAUAUUUCUGUUCCAGGCGUUGGUACCCCAGUUUCUCUAACGCACGAGGGAGGACCCUGCCUGGGCUCACCCUGACAGGCCGGGACCAGGUGUGGCAGAGUCCAGGUGCUCUCUUAGCCACACGCUUAUUCAGUGCUGGACAAAAGUGGGAUCCCCCAUAAGGCUGGGAGGACCCCAAAUGCAAUUUUAAGCAAGCAUAUAUGAAAUGAACAAAAUGAUAAAAGGUUACGAUAUUUAUGUAGUUACUUAGCCAAGCACAUGAUAUUAAAGUAACCAAAGUAUUUUUACAAUCCCCAAGGCACCUCACAACUUUUGAGCACCCUUAAUGCUUGGAAAUUGAAAGUUUAAAAACCUGACAUGUCCUAAAUUGGUUUCUGGAUUACAUGAGAGGAGCACGGCUUUCAGGCAUUACAAAAAUACUUCCACACGCACGUUGUGGUUAUGCUCACAUGUUCAGCUAGAAGUUUGUGAUUCCCGUAUCAAGGUCUCCGCAACUCUGAACACUCGCUAAGGCCUGAAUUUUAUCGCUGUCACUUCCACCUGUGAAUCUUUAGACCAAUCAU
Thamnophis elegans (Western terrestrial garter snake) is the source of this 2237-nucleotide messenger RNA. RefSeq names its product neuralized E3 ubiquitin protein ligase 2 (gene NEURL2). The transcript is spliced from 2 exons. Bases 578 to 1366 code for a protein of 262 amino acids. Lineage: Eukaryota; Metazoa; Chordata; Lepidosauria; Squamata; Natricidae. Gene Ontology annotation, molecular function: ubiquitin protein ligase activity. The record is from RefSeq and is a predicted model, not a curated record. Gene Ontology annotation, biological process: intracellular signal transduction.